This is a messenger RNA of Lachancea mirantina, 2244 nucleotides long. Lineage: Eukaryota; Fungi; Ascomycota; Saccharomycetes; Saccharomycetales; Saccharomycetaceae. The record is from the annotation of a GenBank genome assembly.
AUGAUUUUGGACGAGAAAGAUGCUGAGAUCUCAAUGAUCCAGAAGUCGUUUGGGCACCAAAACGCAAAUUGCAAGACCUGGAUUCGGAGAUUACUCAUACUUACUUUAAUAAUUGUCUUAGGCUUUUGGAACAUCGCGUCUCGUAUUUGCGGGCUAUCAAGAUUACUAGAUGGAAGUAAUCCCAUAGAAACGGCAUUUCUAAAAUCGCUUGAGACAAACUUGGCGGGCAACUGGUUAGAAAAAUACACUGCGGUUCCACAUCUUGCUGGUCAGGGUCAAGAGCUUGUAAAUUGGACUGCUCAAAAAUUCGAAGAAUACGGGUUAAAGACCGAGAUUGAAGCUUUCGAUAUUUACCUCAACUAUCCCUUAGACAACUCGCUCAAGUUACUGUCCAAGCAGAAAAAUGGCACGAAAUUGGAGUUUCAAGCUUCUUUGAAGGAAGACGUUUUGGCCGAAGAUCCCACUACCGAUGGUGAUGACCUUGUUCCAGCUUUUCAUGGUUAUAGCGCUUCUGGAAAUGUGACAGGAGAGUACGUUUACGUCAACUACGGUACAAAAGACGACUUCAAACUGCUCUCAGAAGUAGGAGUUAGCGUUGAGGGCAAAAUCGCUAUUGCCAGAUACGGUGGCAUCUUUAGAGGUCUCAAGGUUAAAUUUGCCCAGGAGGCAGGUGCCAUUGGAGUCAUAUUAUAUUCCGAUCCCGGGGAUGACUAUUUCCAAGAGGCAAAGGGGGACAAGGCUUAUCCCGAAGGACCUGCCAGAAAUCCUUCGUCUUUGCAGCGGGGGUCGGUACAGUUUUUGAGUCAAUCACCUGGUGAUCCAACGACACCUGGCAAAGCAUCUCAAGGUAAUGUGACCAGAGAGGAUCCUUCCAGCAGAAUUCCAAAGAUUCCAAGUUUACCAGUCUCAUUCAAAGACGUAAAACCAAUUUUGGAAAAAUUGAAUGGCUACGGCCUUGAUUGCUCGAAGUUUGGUGGGGAAAAGUGGAUCGGCAACUUACCUGGUUUCAACUAUUGGACUGGCCCUAAUCCUGACUUUUCUAUUAACCUGUACAACAACCAGUCUUACGACAUAAGACCGAUCUACAAUGUUUACGGUAACUUAACAGGCACUGAUCCGGAAGAGGGCUAUAUCAUAAUUGGUAACCACAGAGAUGCCUGGAUCAAAGGUGGAGCAUCUGACCCUAACAGUGGUUCUGCAUCCAUGCUCGAAAUCAUCAGAGCGUUCCAUGAACUCUCAGUACAAGGCUGGAAGCCCAGAAGAACUAUCAUUUUUGCCUCUUGGGACGGCGAAGAGUAUGCUUUGCUCGGAUCCACCGAGUUUGGCGAAAAGUACAGCAAAACGUUGAGCGCUCAAUGCCUAGCCUAUCUAAAUGUCGACGUAUCUGUUAGCGGGAAGAACCUCGAAAUCCAGGCAUCACCAUUCCUCAAUCACGUUCUGGCUGAAGCAUUGACCCAAGUAGAAUAUCCCUUAGGCGGCACGCUUUACGAUCACUAUUUCGAAAAGAAGAAGAAGUUCGGGAUUCUUGGUAGCGGCUCUGAUUAUACCGUUUUUCUGGAACAUUUGGGAAUUGCUUCUGUUGACGUCGGCUUUACGAACGGACGUACCGAUCCAGUGUAUCAUUACCAUUCGAACUAUGAUUCAUAUCACUGGAUGAGCACGAUGGCUGAUCCAGGAUUCAAGUUUCACAAUGCAUUGGCUCAAUAUCUGGGGCUUGUAGCACUGAAGCUCACAGAACCUAAGGUAAUACCAACGAAAAUCAGCGAUUAUGCUACCGAACUUGGUUUUUACUUCAAUUCUUUGGCAGAAAAAGUUCCAGAAGGCUGGCUUAAGGCCCCUGUUGGAAAGGGAUCUCUACUAGAUGCGAUUAUCAAAACCAAAGAAAGGUUAAUCAAGUUUGAUAGGAAUGCCGUUUCUUUCGACGAAUACACAAGCACUCUUCAACUGGAAUGGGACAACAGAGAUCUUUUACCUAUUUGGAAACGACUCCGUCUGGCGUUCCAAAUCAAGGGUGUGAACUACAAGCUCAGAUUUUUCGAAAGGAACUUCGUUUUCGAAGAAGGAUUAAAAGACCGGCCGUGGUUCAAACAUAUCGUUUAUGCCGCGGGGAGAGAUACGGGUUAUGAGGGUUUUGCCCUCCCUGGCUUGAAAGAGGCUCUUGAUGAUGACGAUCUUGCUUCAUUCAUCGAAUGGGUGGAGCGCAUCAGAGGCCUUGCUCGCCAUCUAGAGCACUCGUUCUCAUAG